Molecule: messenger RNA, 1901 nt
Organism: Postia placenta MAD-698-R-SB12
Lineage: Eukaryota; Fungi; Basidiomycota; Agaricomycetes; Polyporales; Adustoporiaceae
Exons: 10
Coding region: 1-1800 (599 amino acids)
Biological process (GO): proteolysis
Molecular function (GO): tripeptidyl-peptidase activity; serine-type endopeptidase activity
Source: RefSeq, a predicted model, not a curated record
AUGGUCUUGCCCUUCCGCGUCGGUCUCGCGCAGCCGAAUCUGGACAACCUGGAGGCGUUCCUCAUGGACGUGUCGCAUCCCGAGUCGCCAAACUACGGAAAGCACUGGAGUCCGGCUAAGGUCGCGGAGACAUUCCGUCCUACGCACGAAUCCGUAGACGCCGUGCGCACGUGGCUCGUGGAGAGCGGCGUUGACCUUGAGAGGGUGAGGUUGAGCGCGGGCCGCGGGUGGCUAGCGGCGAACGUGACAGUCGAGGAGGCGGAGCGUUUGUUGCGGACCGAGUACUAUGUGUACCAGUUCGCCAACGACGAAAGCGAGCACGUUGGCUGCCAUGAGAAGUAUCACCUACCCGAAGAGGUGUCGAGGCACGUCGAGAUCGUGACGCCGACGCUGCACUUUGACGUCAAGCGCAAGCGAGCGCCGUCCCGCGUCGAGAAGCGCAGCGUCGGGGAGAGCAGCCCCGGCGCGCAUGCGAUUGGCCAGCCGGGCUUUGGCACGAGCUUCCCGAAGACUUCGGGAACGAUCGAGGCCGUCGCUGCCAAUCUGUCCGCUUGCGAUGCGCAAAUCACCCCUGCAUGUUUGCGCGCCCUGUACAGCUUUGAGUAUGCGCCAGCAGUACCCCACGCCAACUCACUUGCCAUUGUGGAGUAUACGCCACAAGCAUACGUCGCGACUGACAUGGAUAUGUUUUUUGAGGAAUUCUCUCCGACUCAGGUCGGCGAGAGGCCUAUCAUGGUCAGCAUAGACGGCGGCUUCGUUCAAACGAACCAGACGGAAUUCGACUAUAAUGGGGAAUCGAACUUAGACUUGCAAUAUUCUAUGACUCUGGUUGGUGGUGCACAACCUGUUACACUGUACCAGGCGGGAGACGACGUUGAAGGUGCUUCAUUCGGCAACUUGCUGGACGCACUCGAUGCAUCCUAUUGCACGUUUGAGGGUGGCGAUGACCCGAACUUCGAUUCUAUCUACCCGGAUCCAUACGGUGGUUACGAAGGUCCUGAGGAUUGUGGCACCGUGGCGCCAGCAUAUGUCAUGUCUACAUCCUACGGGUACAACGAGGCGGACUUGACGCCCGCGUAUGAGGAGCGCCAAUGUGCCGAAUAUGCAAAGCUCGGGUUGAUGGGCAUGACCAUCCUCUACUCUUCUGGUGACGACGGGGUCGCUGGCAACGGCGACCUUUGUCUGGAAGCCAACGGAACCCAGGCUGUCGGCGCGCCUAGAUUUAACCCUUCCUUCCCUGGAACAUGCCCGUACGUCACGAGUGUCGGGGCCACACAAGUGAAUCCAGGAUCAACGGUGUAUGAACCUGAGAGUGCCUGCGAGCAAGUCAUCUACUCCGGCGGUGGCUUUUCAAACGUGUUCGCAAUGCCGUCGUACCAGAAGACCGCGGUUGAAACAUAUCUGGCUGAUUAUCCACCUCCGUACGCGCCAACCAUCUACAAUUCCUCGGGGACAUCACGCGGAUUCCCCGAUAUCUCGGCGAACGGGGCCAACUAUGUCGUCGCGCUUAACGGCUCGUUUUGGCUCGUUUAUGGGACCUCAUGCUCCUCCCCCGUCUCCGCGUCUAUUUUCUCCGCGAUCAACGAUGCGCGUCUAGCUGCAAGCAAGAGUCCAAUAGGCUUCAUAAACCCAACGAUUUACACACCGGCGUUCAUGGCAGCAUUCAAUGAUAUUACCAAUGGGACCAACCCAGGCUGUGGCACAGAGGGCUUUUACGCGGAGCCCGGCUGGGAUCCUGUCACUGGUGUCGGCACCCCCAAUUUCAGCAAGCUGUUGUCUCUUUGGCUGGAGCUUCCUUGAUGAAAAUGGAAUAACUGCCGAGGACCACUGUCAAUUAUCCACAUUCUGAUAUCAGACGUGUAUAAUCUGCUAUGCAUCAGAGAUCCUGUGCUGGUACGCAA